Molecule: messenger RNA, 527 nt
Organism: Sander lucioperca (pikeperch)
Lineage: Eukaryota; Metazoa; Chordata; Actinopteri; Perciformes; Percidae
Gene: tmem258
Product: transmembrane protein 258
Exons: 4
Coding region: 129-368 (79 amino acids)
Biological process (GO): protein N-linked glycosylation
Cellular component (GO): membrane-bounded organelle
Source: RefSeq, a predicted model, not a curated record
GAUUUCAAAACAUCACAGCACACGUCAACUGUACGUCACGAAAGAAACCAGGAAGUGAUAGUCAGUAGUACGUGGCCUUAUCAUCUUGGAUCAUAGAAACUGAACAGCAGCUCCGGUUCAUUGCAAAAAUGGAACUCGAGGCUAUGACCAGAUACACCAGCCCGGUGAACCCGGCUGUGUUCCCCCACCUCACUGUCGUCCUGCUGGCCAUCGGCAUGUUCUUCACUGCCUGGUUCUUCGUCUACGAGGUGACAUCAACAAAAUACACCAGGGACGUCUACAAAGAGCUGCUGAUCUCCCUCGUGGCUUCACUUUUCAUGGGCUUCGGUGUGCUCUUCUUAUUACUCUGGGUUGGCAUCUAUGUAUGAAGUUUUGGGUGACUGACUUAAAAGAAUAUCACACAUUCCAGUGGAACAGAGGACAUCACACACAACACAGGACUGGAUUUAAUUGGACUGCACUGACGACAUUUUGGGAUCACAUUGGAUUGGUUUUCUUGUCACAAGUAAAGGGGAUUUGUAAAACUU